Molecule: messenger RNA, 597 nt
Organism: Closterium sp. NIES-65
Lineage: Eukaryota; Viridiplantae; Streptophyta; Zygnematophyceae; Desmidiales; Closteriaceae
Source: the annotation of a GenBank genome assembly
AUGUACUUCUACUAUAACAAGUACCGGAACGAUCCUGAAUCGGAGAUGGGGGGAUUCACCCGCGUGCUGCACUCGGGGAAGCCGGACAACCUGAUGGACGAGAUUCCAACGGUCGUCGUCGAUCCGCUGCCUCCGGGCAUGGAUAAGGGCUACGUGGUGCUGAAUCGACCGUGGGCGUUUGUGCAGUGGAUACAGAAGGCUCAGAUCGAGGAAGAGUACGUGUGGAUGGCUGAGCCAGAUCACAUCAUUCUGAAGCCCAUUCCCAACCUGGCGUCCGACAUGCUGCCUGCUGCCUUCCCCUUCUUCUACAUUGUGCCCAAAGACCAAGAGCGGUUCCUGAGACGCUGGUACCCUGCGGAGAAAGGACCAAUCACAAACAUCGAUCCGAUUGGCAACUCUCCCGUGAUUAUAAAGAAGAAAGACCUGCUCAAAAUUGCUCCCCUGUGGCACAACGUGUCGCUCCAGUUCAAGAGCGACCCUGAGAUUGACAAGGAGUUCGGAUGGGUGCUGGAGAUGUACGGCUAUGCCACAGCAUCGGCCAUGCUGGGGUACACGCACAUCCUCCGAAAAGACUGGAUGAUCCAGGUGAGCGGGUGA